Messenger RNA from Cladocopium goreaui, 5934 nucleotides. NCBI's taxonomy places the organism in Eukaryota, Dinophyceae, Suessiales, Symbiodiniaceae. The record is from the annotation of a GenBank genome assembly.
AUGCACGGCCGGGCAAGCCACGACAUCGUCCGUCAUGGUAUCGAGAUUCUGGCUAACAUCACCCACCGUGGUGCGGCCGGUUGCGAUCCGUGCACCGGCGAUGGCGCCGGCCUGUUGAUGCAAAUGCCCGACGGGUUUCUCCGCGCGGUGGUCAAAGACCUUGGCUUCAAGCUGCCUAAGAAGGGUGACUACGCCGCCGGGUUGAUGUUCCUGCCCACCCGAGAAGACGAGCGGCAGCACUGCGAACAACGGUUCGAGGCACUCGUGGCCGAAGAGGGCCAGAAGUUCCUCGGUUGGCGCGACGUUCCGGUCGACAACCGCGAAAUCGGUCGUGUGGCUCGCGGGGUCGAACCCGUCAUCCGCCAAGUGUUCGUCGCCCGCGGCGAGUCCACUCCCGAGGAUAUGUUCGAGUGGAAGCUGUAUGUCAUCCGCAAGCGUCUGGAAAUUGAGAUCGGACAAAGCGAUCUCGUCCAAAACGAAUACUGCUAUAUCCCCAGCCUUUCGUCGCGAGUGAUGGUCUACAAGGGCCUGCUCCUGGCCCAUCAGGUCGAUCAGUAUUACACCGACCUGGCCGACGAGAGGAUGGAAACCGCGUUGGCCCUGGUGCAUCAGCGGUACAGCACCAACACCUUCCCCACCUGGGAUUUGGCCCAACCGUUCCGCUUCCUGGCUCACAACGGAGAAAUUAAUACCCUCCGCGGCAACGUGAACUGGAUGCACGCCCGCGAAGACAUGCUGGCCAGCGAGCGCUACGGCGACGACCUGCAGAAGAUUCUGCCGAUCUGCACCCCGCAGGCCAGCGACUCGGCCAUUUUCGACAACGCUCUGGAACUGCUCGUGGUUACCGGCCGCUCGUUGGCCCAAGCCAUGUCGAUGUUGAUUCCCGAGCCGUGGGCUAACCACGAAAGCAUGUCGGACGAGAAGAAGGCCUACUACGAGUACCAGGCUUGUCUCAUGGAACCAUGGGACGGUCCUGCCUCGAUGGCGUUCACCGAUGGUACCGCGAUUGGUGCGGUGCUCGACCGCAACGGUCUGCGUCCCAGCCGAUACUGGGUCACCAAGAAUGGUUUGGUUGUCAUGGCCUCCGAAGCCGGGGUGUUGGAUAUCAAACCCUCGGACGUCGAAUCCAAAGGCCGUCUGCAGCCCGGGCGUAUGUUCCUGGUUGAUACGGCUCAGGGCCGCAUCAUUACCGAUGAGGAAAUCAAGAACUCGCUUGCGGCUACGAACCCUUACCGCAAGUGGAUCGACGAGAAUCAACUCCGCUUGGACCAACUGCCCGAGCCGCGUACCAAUGGUCAAUCGACCAAUGGUACUCCUCAGGCUUCGCACUUGGCCCAACAACGGGCCUUCGGCUACACACUGGAAGACCUGCGGAUCAUCCUCGAGCCGAUGGUGGCCGACGCCAAAGAGCCGAUUGGUUCGAUGGGGAACGACACUCCACUGGCCGUACUCUCCGAUCGCCCGCAACUGCUGUACAGCUACUUCAAGCAGUUGUUUGCUCAGGUUACGAAUCCGCCGCUCGACGCGAUUCGCGAGGAACUCGUUACCUCGCUGAUUACCACGAUUGGCUCUGAAGGCAAUCUGCUCGAGGAAACCUCGGAACAAUGCCGUCUAUUGCGGCUCGAUCAGCCGGUGGUGACCAAUGCCGAACUGCAAAAGAUCAAGCAGCUCGAUCAGCCAGGGUUGAAGUCGCGAACCUUGUCGAUUCUCUUCGACCGCAAGAAGGGUGCUGAGGGAAUGCGUCAGCGGCUCGAAGAGCUGCGACAAGAAGCAACCAAGGCCAUUGAAGAAGGCGUAACGAUCAUCAUCCUUUCCGACCGAGGGGUGAGCGAGAAGGAUGCCGCUAUUCCAGCGUUGUUGGCCACCGGCGGCGUGCAUCACCAUUUGAUUCGCGAAGGAACCCGAACUCACUGCGGCCUGGUGGUCGAGUCGGGUGAGCCCCGCGAAGUGCACCACUACGCUUUGCUUACCGGGUAUGGGGCCGGUGCGGUGAAUCCGUACUUGGCCUUCGCCACCAUUCGGCAGUUGCAGCGCGAGGGAUACAUCUCCGAAGAGUUCUCGGAUGAGAAGCUCGACGCCCGCUACAUCAAGGCCAUCAACCAAGGCCUGCUCAAGGUGAUGUCGAAGAUGGGCAUCUCCACGCAGCAGAGCUACCGUGGUGCUCAGAUCUUCGAAGCCAUCGGGUUGAACCAGGAAUUCAUAGACGAAUACUUCAGUUGGACACCCAGCCGCAUUUCCGGCAUUGGUCUAGAGAGCGUCGCCGAGGAAUCAUUCAAGCGACACGACCAUGCAUUCCCGCCCAAACACGUGCCCGAGGUUCUGGGGCUCGACGUGGGUGGCCAUUAUCAAUGGCGUCGUAAAGGCGAAUCGCAUGUGAUGAGCCCCGAAGUGGUGGCCAAACUGCAAGAGUCGAGUCGCCUGAACGACCGCAAGAAAUUCCGCGAGUUCUCCGAUCUCAUCGACAAGCAGGACAAGAAACUGCUCAACCUGCGAGGCUUGCUCGAAUUCAAGACCUUGCCCGAGCCAAUUCCGCUGGAGGAAGUCGAACCGGCCGAGGCCAUCGUCAAGCGUUUCGCCACGGGUGCCAUGUCCUACGGGUCGAUCUCCCGCGAAGCCCACGAAACCCUGGCCAUCGCCAUGAACCGGAUGGGUGCCAAGAGCAACACCGGUGAAGGUGGCGAAGACCCGGUGCGAUUCAAAGUCGACUCCACCGGCGACCUGCGUCGUAGUGCCAUCAAGCAGGUGGCCAGCGGUCGAUUCGGCGUAACCAGCGAAUACUUGGUCAAUGCAGACGAACUGCAAAUCAAGAUGGCCCAAGGUGCUAAGCCGGGCGAAGGUGGUCAGUUGCCCGGCCAUAAGGUCGACCGCGAAAUCGGGCGCAUCCGCAAGAGCACCCCGGGUGUCGGUUUGAUUUCGCCGCCGCCUCACCACGAUAUCUAUUCAAUUGAAGAUCUGGCUCAAUUGAUCCACGAUCUGAAGAAUGCCAAUCGCGAUGCACGCGUGAGCGUCAAGCUCGUUGCCGAAGUUGGUGUUGGUACCGUGGCCGCGGGUGUUUCUAAGGGUAAAUCCGACGUCGUGCUCAUCAGUGGUUACGACGGCGGAACUGGUGCCAGCCCGCAGACUUCCAUCAAGCAUGCCGGUCUGCCUUGGGAGUUAGGUCUUGCCGAAACUCACCAGGUGCUGGUGAUGAACGAUCUGCGUGGUCGUAUUGUCGUUCAGACCGACGGCCUGAUUCGAACUGGGCGCGAUGUGGCGAUUGCCACCCUGCUUGGUGCCGAAGAAUGGGGCGUGGCCUCGGCCGCGUUGGUCGUGGUGGGCUGCAUCAUGAUGCGGAAGUGUCACGAAAACACCUGCCCCGUCGGAAUUGCCACGCAAAACGCAGAACUUCGAAAGAAGUUCAUGGGCAAGCCGGAAUGGGUAGUCAACUACUUCAUGAUGAUGGCUGAAGAACUCCGCGAGAUUAUGGCCUCGCUUGGGUUCCGCACCAUUAACGAGAUGGUUGGUCGCGUCGAUAUGCUCGAUGCUCGACAGGCCAUCGAGCACCAUAAAGCCCGUGGGUUGGAUUUCUCCACCAUCCUGCACAAGCCACAGGUGCCGGAGAACAUCAAGACCUACUGUGCCGACCGACAAGACCACGGCAUCGAAGACUCGCUCGACAUGCGAGUGUUGCUAAAGGAAUGCGAGCCGGCCUUGACCAGUGGCAAGCCGGUGAAGGUCACCUCCGAUAUCCGCAACAUCAAUCGCACGGUGGGAACUAUCCUCUCGAGCGAAGUCACCAAGAAGUAUGGACACGAGGGGCUUCCCGAGGACACGAUUCAAAUCACGUUCAAGGGAUCGGCCGGGCAAAGCCUCAUGGCGUUUGGAGCCCCGGGCAUCACCGUUCGUGUGGAAGGCGAUGUGAACGACUACUGCGGCAAGGGGCUUUCCGGUGGAAAGGUCAUCGUCUACCCCUCGUCAGAAUCAUCGUUCGUUGCAGAAGACAACAUCAUCGCCGGUAACGUCAUCCUGUACGGUGCCACGGCUGGCGAGGUUUAUCUGAAUGGAAAAGUUGGCGAGCGGUUCUGUGUUCGUAACAGUGGUGCCUCGGCCGUCGUCGAAGGGGUCGGAGACCAUGGUUGCGAAUACAUGACUGGUGGAUACGCCGUGAUUCUCGGCCGCACGGGCCGCAACUUUGCCGCAGGAAUGAGCGGUGGAAUUGCCUACGUGCUCGACGAGGAGGGCAAUUUCGCCAAUCACGUGAAUAUGGAAAUGGUCGAACUCGAAGACAUGAGCGAUCCGGAGGAUCAGCAGCGAGUACGACAGCUCAUUGAACAUCAUGUUGAAUACACAGGUAGCGCGCGAGGUCAAAGCGUUUUGGAUAAUUGGGAUCAAUCAAUCGAGAAGUUCGUUAAGGUGAUGCCCAUCGAUUACAAGCGGGCGUUAGAAGAGCUGCGACGCGAAGAGCAAGUGGCUGCCCCACUCGAGGAGCACGACCGAGCAAAGGUCUCUAAGGAACCACCCAAAGAGCGGCUCAACCACUACAACGAGUUCUUGCAAAUCCUUCCCGAGGACGAGCUCUCUCGCCAGGGAGCGCGAUGCAUGGACUGUGGGGUUCCGUUCUGCCACACCGGUUGCCCGUUAGGGAACAUUAUUCCCGAUUGGAACGAUCUGGUUUAUCGCCACCGUUGGGAGGAAGCGCUGCAUCGCCUGCACGCCACGAACAACUUCCCGGAGUUCACCGGACGCAUUUGUCCUGCUCCGUGCGAAGCGGCCUGCGUGUUGGGCAUCAACGAAGAUCCCGUCUCCAUCAAGCAGAUUGAAGUUUCAAUUGCCGAUCGAGGGUUUAAAGAAGGUUGGAUCAAGCCCGAGCCCCCGGAGACGCGCACAGGUAAGAAGGUCGCCGUCGUAGGAAGCGGCCCCGCCGGCAUGGCGGCAGCGCAGCAACUUAACCGAGCUGGGCAUCAGGUCACGGUCUUUGAACGUGACGACCGUCCCGGUGGAUUGCUCAUGUACGGUAUCCCCGAUUUCAAGCUCGAAAAGAGUCGGGUGUGGCGACGCGUAGAGCAGAUGGAAGCCGAAGGGAUUGAAUUCCGCUGCAGUGUGAAUGUCGGUAAGGACGUGACCAUUGCCGAUCUCAAAAAGGAUUACGACGCGGUGCUUCUCUGCUUAGGUUCGACACAACCUCGUGACCUGCCCAUUCCGGGCCGGGAACUUGAUGGGGUUCAUUUCGCAAUGGAGUUCCUGCCGCAGCAGAACAAGCGAAAUCAGGGAGACGAGAUCCCUGAAGAUGUUUCAAUUCUGGCUACCGGAAAAGACGUGAUCAUCAUUGGCGGCGGCGAUACGGGUAGCGACUGCACGGGCACCUCGAACCGUCACCGCGCCAACAGCGUGACGCAGUUCGAACUGUUGCCCAAGCCGCCCGAUGUUGGCGAAUAUCCCCGUGCCGAGCAGCGUCCGCAGAAUACCCCCUGGCCGUCGUGGCCGGUCAUUCUUCGUACGAGCACUUCGCACGAAGAAGGCUGCGAUCGUCAUUGGAGUCUGUUGACGAAAGAGUUCCUGGCCGACGAUCAAGGUCGCGUGAAGGGGCUGACCACCGUCGAAAUCGAGUGGGCACCUGACGAAAACGGACGCAUGGGUUUCAAGGAAGUGGAAGGCACCCAAAAGGAAUGGCCCUGUCAGCUCGUGCUGUUGGCCAUGGGAUUCGUCGGGCCUCAGCGAUCGGGACCCAUCGACGAACUCAAGGUCGAUCUCGAUGGUCGAGGUAAUAUCCAGGCCGACGAGAACUAUCAGACGAGUGUCGAGGGAAUCUUCGCCGCAGGAGAUGCCCGCCGCGGACAGUCGCUGGUGGUGUGGGCGAUUCACGAGGGACGCGAAGCUGCACGUGCGGUGGACCACUACCUGAUGGGUGUGAGCAAUCUCCCCAGUGUGAACGCCGGCGAUUUCGCCUGGCAGUAA